AUGUUAAGAAAGGGAGACAAACCAUUACAACAAAUCGUUCAUAGAAUAAAUUCUUACCUUGAUGCUCGUAGAAGAGCCAAAACUGCAGAGUAUGAUAGCAGUGACUGUAGUGAAGAUAAAGACAGUAGAAAGAAUCGUAAAAAAAUAGUAAUGUCCUCUUCAGAGGAUGAAGGUGAAAUUAGUAACAUUGCAGAUCCCCCUCAGAGAACGUCGAAAAUUGGGAAAUCCUCCGAAUUACAAGACAAGAUAUUACCUGCCGCGAACACCAAUGCCAAAUUCCCGAACACUAUCGCUGAAGUCACUUCGAAUAAUAUACAACAGCAAGAAGUAAUUGCUAGAUCAGAUAUCGUUCUUGAAUUUGACUGUGGAUGCUGUUUGAUACACAACAAGAAAGAUAUUGAGGCAUUAUCUGUUAUGAAGGAAGACAUAAAAACGAUAGUUUCUGACAAUUUCAAGUACUUAUCAAGGAAACAGAAUAUGAUUACCACAAUGAUAUUUGACCUGGUCAAUGAAGUUCGAAAAAUUUCAGAAGAAAUGAAAAGUAUUGGAAAUCAGGGCGUUUUCAAUAAAGCAGACACAGAGGAUUAUACUUCUCUUUUCAAAAAUGUUGAUUUACCCAUAGACUGUGCUGAAAAAAUGAAGCAAUUCGAAGAAUUUUUAUCUGAAGAAAAAUACUUCAUAGCAUCUAUACAUGAAAUAUCGAGAAUAGGUGAAGGUUCCCCAUAUGAAUUUGCAAGAAGGGUCUUUGGAAGACUGCUGACAAACGAAAUGGCUGUGCAAUAUACCUGGCUUGGCACGAAAGAAAAAGAAGCUCUAGUUAAAACUAAAUUAGCUGAUGUUUUGCUCAAGGCCUUUGAGAAAUGCAUUGCUUCAUGGGAUGUGAAGCAAGCUGAAGACGCCAUAAAGAAAUAUUUGAGAAGGGCGAGAGAAAGACUGGGCUCAAACAAGAAAUCUCAUUAG
Messenger RNA from Phaedon cochleariae (mustard beetle), 960 nucleotides. Lineage: Eukaryota; Metazoa; Arthropoda; Insecta; Coleoptera; Chrysomelidae. The record is from the annotation of a GenBank genome assembly.